CGAUUGCGGUCCAGACAGCUCAUCACGUUCCUGCUUCUCUGGCUCUUUGUCGUGCACUAUUUUGAGAGAUGGCAAGUAAGAAGCAUGAUCAAGUCUUGCCGCUGGAAAAACUGGGAAAAAUGGCCCCCAGGUGCCGAUCCACAUCAUCUGGUUGUUAUUGGAGACCCUCAAUUGGUGGACAAUUUCUCAUACCCUACAAGAAACAGGUUAUUGUUAUAUUUAACGCAGCGGCUUAGCGACAACUACUUACAUCGAAAUCACAGGCUUUACCACCAGAUCCUCAGUCCUGACACUACACUCUUUGUUGGGGACCUCUUUGAUGGCGGUCGUGAGUGGGAUAACCCGGUCUGGUACGCAGAAUACUCUCGCUUCCAUAAAGUUUUUGAUCCUGUUGAAUCAACAAGAACAUUAGCUCAAAUUCCCGGAAACCACGAUAUCGGUUUUGGAAAUGGAGUCGACCUUGCCGUGCUCAACCGGUUCAGAACAUUUUUCGGCAACCCUAACGACUACCUGGUUUUGGGAAAUCAUAGUCUCGUCCUUUUGGAUACUAUCUCUUUAUCUUCAUCAGAGCAUCCGGAAGUUAAUAAAGAUCCGACAGAAUUUCUGGCAGCCCUAAGCCAAGACAAUCACCAUGCAAAACAGUAUCCUCGAGUUCUUGUCAGCCAUGUGCCGCUUUACAGGUUUACAGAAUCUCAAACGUGCGGUCCAUUGCGCGAGUCGAAGAAACGGUUUCCAGUGAUGCGUGGGAAGCAGUACCAGACAGUAAUCGAGUAUGAGCUAAGUCAGCGCAUUUUGAACUCCAUUAAGCCAAAACUCAUCCUUUCUGGAGAUGAUCAUGAUUACUGCCAUAUUCGUCAUCCAUUGGCAAACACAAGAGCGGUUCGCUCGGUGGCCGGCGAGGCAUUCACUGACGAGAUCACCGUCAAGUCAUCUGCCAUGACUGGAGGAAUAAAGAGACCUGCUAUCCAACUACUCUCUCUCUAUAACCCACUAGACGGCGUUGCUGAUCCCGACGUUGUUCCCGAGGAAACAGGGUCCUUGGUGGUGACUCACGAUACGUUGCGAUCGAGGCUAUGCUAUCUUCCAGACCCUUACCAGGGCCUCAGAUGGUACGCGUUUGUGAUACUACUAAUGACCGCUUCGUUUGUGAUGGUCUAUAUGUACCCA
Molecule: messenger RNA, 1167 nt
Organism: Ogataea polymorpha
Lineage: Eukaryota; Fungi; Ascomycota; Pichiomycetes; Pichiales; Pichiaceae
Exons: 1
Biological process (GO): GPI anchor biosynthetic process
Cellular component (GO): endoplasmic reticulum
Molecular function (GO): hydrolase activity
Source: RefSeq, a predicted model, not a curated record